AUGAGAUGGAAAAGCAUCAACCGUCUGGGAUCAAAAGUAACGCUGGUCAGUGCAGCUAACAUACCAGGCCUCAAUACUCUCGGCGUCUCCUUGGCACGACUUGAUUUUGCACCUACGGGGCUCAACCCGCCAGACACUCAUCCACGUGCAACCGAGAUCCUAACAGUGCUAGAAGGAACGCUCUAUGUCGGAUUUGUGACAUCAAACCCCGAUAACAAACUCUUCACUGAAGUCUUCAACAAGGGUGAUGUGUUUGUGUUCCCUCGGGGACUCGCUCACUUUCAGUUUAACACUGGUUACACAAGUGCUAUCGCGAUUGCAGCAGGACUUGGUAGCCAAAACCCAGGUGUGAUGACAAUAGCUAAUGCAGUUUUCGGAACAAAACCUCCUAUUUCUGACUAUGUUCACGCCAAGGCAAUCCAGAUUGACAAGAAGUUAGUGGACUGGCUCCAAGCUCAGUUUUGGAUGGACAAUAAUUUUGACUGUGUCCAGUGA
Messenger RNA from Asparagus officinalis (garden asparagus), 495 nucleotides. Its product is annotated as germin-like protein 8-11. Gene Ontology annotation, cellular component: cell wall. The record is from RefSeq and is a predicted model, not a curated record. Gene Ontology annotation, molecular function: manganese ion binding. Lineage: Eukaryota; Viridiplantae; Streptophyta; Magnoliopsida; Asparagales; Asparagaceae.